GUAAAAUCAGAUAUUUUCUCAGAAAAUCUUUCAUCGGCUGCUUCUCUUUAAUCCAUUUGCAUCUUCAAAAUUCUCAACCAUACAUGGUAAUAAUCCCAUAUUCUAAAACACACGAUUCCACUCCGAUUCUCUUAAAACCCUUUCAGAAAAUCUCGUUUUUACACCUUUAUGAGCCCCAGAUUUCUGAUUCUAUCAGCUUAAAGUUUUCCCUCACUUUCCUUCGUUUUCUGAGGGAAAGGAAAUUCUCGCGGCCCCAUGGCUGCUGCGCUCAGAUCCAGACCUUCCAAGGAAACGGCUUCAUUCUCGGCGGCCCUGUUCCGCUGCUUCAUAUUUAACCACAUGCACGCCGGUCGCGUUGCUAGUUCUCACUGCACUCACCGUACCAAGUGGGAUGACCUCUAUAUGAACACCCCCUACCACUUCACUUCCUUUAAACCCGUGUCAUUAUGUGGCGAGUUCAUCGAAAAGGGUAUCCAAGUAUCCGACGACAGUCGGAAAAUAAGUCAGAGUUGUAAUCUUGAUAAGAAUUCGAUGGAGAAAUUGAGCACUAAGUGUUGUACCGUACUGAGCUCGGAUGGGGACACAAGGGAGGUGUGGUCCGGGGACGGGAUGGUGAUACGAACGGGCAAUUCGAGCUUGCAUGCGGUUCGUGGGAGCGGCGGUGCGAGCCCCGGGUCUGGCGGUGGUAGUUUCGGGUCAAGUUCGAAAGAUGGGUGCUGGGGAGGGUCCAAUGUGGGGAAUAGUUUUCCGAAGCCGAAGGAGAUCCGUAUGGGGCUCGACAAGUUCGUAAUCGGGCAGGAGAGGGCCAAGAAGGUGCUUGCUGUGUCGGUUUACAAUCACUACCAGAGGAUAUAUUAUGAGUCCCUUCAAAAGGGGCCAACUGAAGAGUCAAGUGAGAAGGAAGCAGAUAUAGUGGAUGAUGAUAGAGUGGAACUUGAGAAGAGUAACAUCCUUCUAAUGGGACCAACGGGCUCAGGGAAGACAUUACUUGCCAAAACUUUGGCCCGCCUUGUGAAUGUUCCUUUUGUUAUUGCAGAUGCAACUACACUGACUCAGGCAGGAUAUGUUGGGGAAGACGUAGAGUCUGUAUUAUACAAACUCCUUAUGGUUGCUGACUAUAAUGUGGCAGCUGCCCAGCAGGGCAUUGUUUAUAUUGAUGAAGUUGACAAGAUCACCAAAAAGGCUGAGAGCCUCAAUAUUAGCAGAGAUGUGUCUGGGGAAGGCGUGCAGCAGGCAUUACUAAAGAUGCUGGAAGGAACGGUUGUCAACGUUCCUGAGAAGGGAGCUCGAAAGCACCCUAGAGGUGAAAACAUACAGAUUGACACAAAGAACAUUCUCUUCAUCUGUGGAGGUGCCUUUAUUGACUUGGAGAAAACAAUCUCAGAAAGGCACCAAGAUUCUUCUAUUGGGUUUGGUGCUCCAGUACGUGCCAACAUGAGAGCUGGUGGUGUUACAGAUGCUUCUGUUGCAUCAUCUUUAUUGGAGAGUGUUGAAAGCAGUGACCUCAUUUCUUACGGUUUAAUACCUGAAUUUGUUGGACGAUUUCCCAUCCUUGUCAGUUUAUCGGCUCUAACUGAAAACCAACUUGUACAGGUCCUUACAGAGCCAAAUAAUGCCCUUGGGAAGCAAUACAAAAAGAUCUUCCAGAUGAAUGGCGUCAAGCUGCAUCUAACAGAGAAUGCCUUGAGAUUAAUUGCUAGAAAAGCAAUCUCUAAAAACACCGGAGCUCGAGGUUUACGGUCAAUAUUGGAAGAUAUAUUGAUGGAUGCCAUGUACGAGAUUCCCGAUGUUAGAACAGGUGAUGACAUAAUAGAUGCAGUAGUAAUUGAUGAAGAGGCUGUAGGAUCUGAGGGACGGGGAUGUGGAGCAAAGAUCCUGUACGGCAAGGGUGCAUUGGAUCGAUAUCUUUCACAACAAAAAAGAAAGGAUUCAGAGACCGCUGUGGAGGGGACUGAUGGAGAACCGGAAGUGGAAAUAGAGACUACUCCUAUUGUUGUCAGCAUGUAAUCUUUGGUGUACUUUAUUUAGAGUAAUGCUGCAUACAUGUGUUGAGUGUGCAAGCGUCAUGCAGCCGCUUUGAAAAAAAGUGAGGUUCACUAUUAAAAAAUUAAUUUUUUUUUAUAUAGGUUUUAUAUUUAUUCACUUUUUUCAAAGUUAUUGCACGACGCUUAUACACUCACGACUAUAAUUAUCAUUUCUUCUUUA
This is a messenger RNA of Juglans regia (Persian walnut), 2205 nucleotides long. RefSeq names its product CLP protease regulatory subunit CLPX1, mitochondrial. Gene Ontology annotation, molecular function: ATP binding; ATP-dependent protein folding chaperone; ATP hydrolysis activity. Bases 256 to 2007 code for a protein of 583 amino acids. Gene Ontology annotation, cellular component: mitochondrial matrix. The record is from RefSeq and is a predicted model, not a curated record. The transcript is spliced from 15 exons. NCBI's taxonomy places the organism in Eukaryota, Viridiplantae, Streptophyta, Magnoliopsida, Fagales, Juglandaceae. Gene Ontology annotation, biological process: protein catabolic process; proteolysis; protein folding.